AAGAGUGAAUUUUUAAUUUUCUUUUCCCGAGUGUAAAGACUCGCUGAGUCAACUCACUAAAUUCCACGAUUCCAUAAAAUUUUAGCCAACUCGUAACAUUCUCAUCCACGACAGAAAAAUAAAAAAUAAAAUACACAAUUACAAUAAAACAUAUUUGAUUCUUUUAUUUCCAAUUAUUAUACUAGUAAUUAUUAUUCAUAGUAUACUGUAAAGAAAAUAAUAUGCAUGAGAAUUUACAACUAAAGCAAAAAAUAAAAAGUAAAAAAUAAAAAAUCGGCAUAACGCGGCCGGGUCGAGUUGAGAGUCUCACCCAGCCAUUCACUAGCGACUCGCGAUUCCGAAGCGAUUUUCCUUUGCCGCCGAACGCCCAACGAUUCCGCCGCCGGCUAGGGAUUUCUCCGCCGGUGGUUCAACUUCGAUCUUGGUCCUCUUCCUUUCGUUAAGAGACAGAGAAAGAAGACUGUAGAAUCUCUUCAAGCUGGAAUGGCCUUUGUAUCGGGUGUUUUCUAGAGCUCAUAGGUGCAUAAAGAUUGAAUUUCCUAGGUUCUGGUAAGCGGUUCUUUGUGAGAAGGUAGUUAGCAUGUAGCAGAGUUCUUCUGACAUGGAGUGUAGACAGAAGUUCCAAAUCUUCUUAGUAUGAGAAGGGAAGACAUCAAGCUGCAUGUCUUAUUUCUUAGUCUCAGUAUAACUUUCUGGCUUUCUCUUAAUUCAACAUUUACUCACGAAGUUUUGAUUCAGUUUAAUCUUAUAGGGAAGUCUCUCAGAUUACUUGACAUGUUGUAGUUUUGAAGUUUUAUGUGCCUUGUAUUCAGCAUCAAUGCAUAUAUGAGUGGAAUUAUAAUGGCUCUGCUUUGGAUGUAAUGGCUCCAAUACGCUCCACUGGAUUUGUUGAUCCUGGUUGGGAUCAUGGCAUUGCUCAAGAUGAGCGGAAAAAGAAGGUUAGAUGCAAUUACUGUGGGAAAAUAGUUAGUGGUGGGAUAUACAGAUUAAAGCAGCAUUUAGCCCGAGUUUCUGGUGAAGUAACAUACUGUGAAAAGGCUCCUGAUGAAGUCUACCUGAAAAUGAAAGAAAAUCUUGAAGGCUGCCGUUCCCAUAAGAAACAAAAACAAGUUGACACACAAGCAUAUAUGAAUUUUCACUCUAAUGAUGAUGAAGAUGAAGAAGAGCAAGUUGGGUGUAGAAGCAAAGGGAAGCAAUUGAUGGAUGAUCGAAAUGUAUCUGUAAAUUUGACUCCUCUUCGCUCCUUAGGAUAUGUUGACCCAGGGUGGGAGCAUGGUGUUGCUCAGGACGAGAGAAAGAAGAAAGUCAAAUGCAAUUACUGUGAGAAAAUUGUCAGUGGAGGUAUUAAUCGGUUUAAACAACAUUUGGCUAGAAUUCCUGGAGAGGUAGCACCUUGUAAAAGUGCUCCAGAAGAUGUUUAUCUGAAAAUAAAAGAGAACAUGAAAUGGCAUCGUACUGGGAGGAGACUUAGGAGGCCUGAGAUUAAGGAAUUGAUGCCUUUCUAUGCAAAGUCCGAUAAUGAUGAUGAUGAGUGUGAGCUAGUAGAAGAUUUGCAUCAUAUGAACAAGGAAACUUUGAUGGAUGUUGAUAAGAGAUUCUCUAAAGAUAUAAUGAAGACCUACAAGGGAGUGUCACAUAGUACUGGUCCUGAACCAGUAUUGAGAAGAUCAAGAUUGGAUAAUGUUUACCUGAAACUACCCAAGAAUCAGACUCCUCAAGCUUACAAACAAGUAAAAGUUAAGACAGGGCCCACUAAGAAAUUACGCAAGGAAGUUAUUUCUUCAAUUUGCAAGUUCUUUUACCAUGCAGGGAUUCCUAUACAGGCUGCAGACUCCCUAUAUUUUCAUAAAAUGCUGGAAGUGGUUGGUCAAUAUGGACAAGGACUGGUGUGCCCAGCAAGCCAACUUAUGUCUGGUCGCUUUUUGCAGGAGGAAAUCAAUUCUAUUAAAAAUUACCUUGUUGAAUAUAAGGCUUCCUGGGCAAUCACUGGUUGCUCUAUAAUGGCAGAUAGUUGGAUAGAUACACAGGGUAGGACAAUUAUUAACUUUCUUGUUUCUUGUCCUCAUGGUGUAUACUUUGUUUCUUCGGUUGAUGCCACUAAUGUAGUGGAAGAUGCACCAAAUUUAUUCAAGCUUCUGGACAAAAUAGUGGAAGAAGUAGGUGAGGAAAAUGUAGUGCAGGUAAUCACUGAAAAUACUCCCAACUAUAAGGCUGCUGGAAAAAUGCUUGAAGAGAAGAGAAGGAAUUUAUUCUGGACCCCUAGUGCCACUUAUUGUAUUAAUUGUAUGCUUGAAGAUUUUAUGAAAAUAAGAUGUGUGGAAGAGUGCAUGGAAAAGGGCCAGAAAAUUACCAAACUAAUAUACAAUCAAAUAUGGUUGUUAAAUCUUAUGAAAAGUGAAUUUACCCGGGGCCAGGAGCUUCUAAAACCAGCUGCCACCCAGUUUGCCUCUAGCUUUGCUACACUACUGAGCUUGCUGGAUCAUCGAGUUGCUCUCAGAAGAAUGUUUCUUUCCAACAAAUGGAUUUCAUCCAGAUUUUCCAGCUCAAAUGAGGGGAAAGAGGUGGAAAAAAUAGUUUUGAAUGUCACAUUUUGGAAGAAGAUUCAGCAUGUUAGGAAGUCAAUAGAUCCCAUAAUGCAAGUACUUCAAAAGCUUUAUAGUGGUGAGAGCUUGUCAAUGCCAUAUCUAUAUAACGAUAUGUACAGGGCAAAACUUGCAAUCAAAUCUGUUCAUGGUGACGAUGCACGUAAAUAUGAACCAUUCUGGAAGGUCAUAGACAGUCAUUGGAAUUCUCUGUUCUGUCACCCUCUUUACUUGGCUGCAUACUUCUUAAAUCCAUCAUACCGAUAUCGUCAGGAUUUUGUGGCGCAUUCUGAGGUAGUACGAGGACUCAAUGAAUGCAUUGUCCGGCUGGAGCCUGAUAAUAUGAGACGGAUAUCCGCAUCAAUGCAGAUUGCUCAUUAUAAUGCUGCACAAGACGACUUUGGAACUGAAUUGGCAAUUAGCACAAGAACAGGUCUAGAACCUGCUGCUUGGUGGCAACAGCACGGAAUAAGUUGCUUAGAGUUGCAAAGAAUAAGUGUACGCAUAUUAAGUCAAACAUGCUCGUCCUUUGCAUGUGAGCAUGAUUGGAGUAUAUAUGAUCAGAUACGUUGCAAAAGACAAAAUCGUCUAUCUCAGAAGAAAUUGAAUGACAUUAUAUAUGUCCACUACAACUUGCGACUUAGAGAAUGCCAAUUAAGAAAAAGGUCCAGGGACUCGAAGUUGUCCUCUGUUGACAGUGUUCUGCAAGAGCAUUUACUCGAUGAUUGGAUAGUAGAUACUAAUGUGCAAAACUUUGAUGUUGAUAAGAAUUUCCUAUUUGGAGUUGAACUAGAUGAUGAAUAUGAAAACGAUUCAAUUGAUUAUGAAGAUGGAGCUGCAAGGCAUCUAAAGGGAUCCCUUGAGCUGGUGACUAUGGCUGAUGUAGCAGUAGGAUCACCAGAUGUAGAUCAUGCUAACAUUGAUGCUGACACUGAUGAUGAGUCUGAUCUGAAUUAUUUUGAUGAUGAUUUGAGCGAGUAA
Glycine soja is the source of this 3563-nucleotide messenger RNA. RefSeq lists its product as uncharacterized. Lineage: Eukaryota; Viridiplantae; Streptophyta; Magnoliopsida; Fabales; Fabaceae. The transcript has 9 exons. The record is from RefSeq and is a predicted model, not a curated record. The coding region runs from base 861 to 3563 and encodes 900 amino acids. Gene Ontology annotation, molecular function: protein dimerization activity; DNA binding.